AUGGCGAGCUGGCGCUGGCGACUGGCCCUCGGUGCGGCAGCCUCCCGGCCACCGCGCCCUCGGCGCUCAACCACCGGCGCGACCGGCGCCACUCAACCCACCGGCGCGAGUCCCUUGGCGCGGCAGGCCACCGGCGAGCUGGCGAGGCAGCAGGCUCCACGCGCGCAGCAUCUAGGGGGCAGCAUCAACUCGUGGCGGCGGCUCUCUAGGACCUGCCUACGGCGCUCGUCAGCCGCCGAUAGCGACGUCCAACCAGAAUUUGACUUUGAGCUCAAGAUGGAUGAUGGCCACCAUGUGUUCGAUGGAAUAGAGGAGAGACAGCCGUGCAGCGCGGGCGGCGAGGCAGCAUGCCGCGGAUCCGAUACAGUGGCGAUGUGGGCAGCACAAGGCCUCUCGGAUGCGAUACGCCCGGCAAGAGAUGGCCUAUGCAGGUUCAUCAGAGUUCCAAAGUUUGUUGUUCUUCAUCAGGUUUGA
Messenger RNA from Miscanthus lutarioriparius, 474 nucleotides. Lineage: Eukaryota; Viridiplantae; Streptophyta; Magnoliopsida; Poales; Poaceae. The record is from the annotation of a GenBank genome assembly.